CCAGAGUGUUGUAUUCUCUCUAUCGUCUCAACUCUACCCUACAUCACUGUGUGCUAUGUUUGUCAUCGAACUCUACGUGUGGCGCGGUCUCCAGCGCCCUGCACACUUGCAUUGCGACCACCAUGACCUCAACCAAGCUCCCGUUCAUCGCCCUGCAGACCCGGACAUGGAGGCAUAUAUUAGACCUGCCUUCAGUCAAGCCAGAGCCCAUCGAUCCAGACACCUGCAAGAGGUGUACAAGCACUCCAAAGAGCCUAUCGACAUUUCCAAUCUUCGCAAUGAACCCCUUUGCUGCUGGUGGUUGGGGAACUGGCUCUGGAAUAGCACCCUCCAUCUUCGGUGCCCUCCCCAGCGUGGCGAUUUCGAAUGCAAAGACGACGCAGCCCGACAGCGUGCUGUACAAGUUUACCAACUGCAACACCACCAUAUUAAACUGUAACAUCGCUGGACCACAAGGCCGCGUCGUGUACCGCGUCGUGACCGACUCCGGAGCUCCGUCGUCCACGAUGUGGAAAGACAACGACAACCGCAAUGUGGCCAUGGUCAACUGGCAGCCCAACGCCAACGUGGAGAUACGUGGGAUUGCCUCCAGACAGCGAGCACGCGACUGGCUUCAUCUCUCCGCUGACAAGAGCAAGCGUGUCAUGACUAUCGCCGGGGUUCAGUACGCAUGGUCCCCUAUCGAAGGCUUCAUAUGUCUUUAUAAGCUCCAGUCGACCGCCCCGAGAGUCCUGGCCAGGAUUGGGAGAGCCCAGGACGUCACUCUCGAGAUGACUCAAGAAGCCAUGCAGCUGGGCCUGCUAGAAGCGUGCCUUGUCGCUACAGUGCUCUUGACCUGUGGCCACAAUGUCGACUAAUGAGCCACAUAAUCAUCCCGAGCUCAAUAGCACAGCUCAGUAGUAGUGCAACGCACCUAUGUAGCAAUCAUAUUCCUUUUCGUUUUCCAACCUACUGUAGUAUAGCCGUUCAUGCACAUGCAUUGUACGAGCUAGCGGGCAAGAGGGUCACUCUUUAUUUAUUUAAUGUAUGUUGUUCACCACUGUUGCAAUCUGGCGUCGCAUUUUCCCAUGACAGGCCCAACCAUAAAUAAUAGGGAAGACAGUACCUCGGUAUUGAAUAUUGGGAAGCCAAUGCCAUCUUGUGAUCAUGAAGACAGUUCGUUCGGAUGAAGAGAACGCGCGCAGCUAACCGCGCGCAGCUAACCCUGCGCAGCGCAGAGUGGAGUCAGUGAGGCUGAUCUAUGGAGACCACAGUCACUCCGGGAUCCCAAAGAUUUC
Messenger RNA from Fomitopsis serialis, 1277 nucleotides. RefSeq lists its product as uncharacterized. NCBI's taxonomy places the organism in Eukaryota, Fungi, Basidiomycota, Agaricomycetes, Polyporales, Fomitopsidaceae. Bases 123 to 857 code for a protein of 244 amino acids. The transcript has 3 exons. The record is from RefSeq and is a predicted model, not a curated record.